ACCCACCCCAAUCCUAUCUAGCCCCAACCUACACAUCUCUCACCAGCGACUAUAAACUACAUCCUAAAACCCUUCACUACCACCACAAUCCACGUCCAUUCACAAUGCCUUCCCAACGUUUAACCUUCCAAUCAAUAUCCAACUUCUCCUUCUCCUCCAACAUCAACGGCCAACAGCGCUGCUACAGCGAGCAAAUCUACAGUGAUCCAUCGGGCACAAAAGUUCGCAGGACGAGCCAAGAGCCUGGGCAAGCUCCGAAAGAGGAACGCUUUGAGUAUGAUAGUGCGGGUCGGAAAAUUGAGGAGGUAGAGACGAAGGGCAGGAUUGAGGAUGUGACAGAUAAGGAGAAGACUACAGAGGGGGAGAAGGAUAGAGAAUAUGAGAAGAAGGUUGGAGAUGAUGCUAAGAGGGAGAGAGGUGCUUAGAGCAUGGCUUGAGAGUAGUUUUGGGAAGAUGUGAGGAGAGGGAAAUGAGAAUGCAUUGAUGGCACGUGAUGGAAAGAUGAGUUGCAAUAGCUGUAUAACAGCACUCCCAUAACUCCUAUUCUGGUAUCUCGGCAGACUACUUCACCUAAUUUCGUAGAGCGGAACAUAACAGGGGUGGCUUAGGACAGGAGCUCAAGGUCAGUUAGGGUAUAGCAAGAAGUUUAAUCAAUCAAGUCAUCUCUAUUUUA
Messenger RNA from Lindgomyces ingoldianus, 673 nucleotides. RefSeq lists its product as uncharacterized. The coding region runs from base 105 to 425 and encodes 106 amino acids. The record is from RefSeq and is a predicted model, not a curated record. The transcript has a single exon. NCBI's taxonomy places the organism in Eukaryota, Fungi, Ascomycota, Dothideomycetes, Pleosporales, Lindgomycetaceae.